This is a messenger RNA of Cladophialophora yegresii CBS 114405, 432 nucleotides long. RefSeq lists its product as uncharacterized. The transcript has a single exon. The coding region runs from base 1 to 432 and encodes 143 amino acids. NCBI's taxonomy places the organism in Eukaryota, Fungi, Ascomycota, Eurotiomycetes, Chaetothyriales, Herpotrichiellaceae. The record is from RefSeq and is a predicted model, not a curated record.
AUGCCGGCCUUCAAAGUGCUCCUUCCCGCUCUUUUCCUCGUCCCGACACUUGUCCUCGGGUGGCCAUAUUCCGCUCCGCGAAGCCCAGACAACACCGACAAAAUCACCUGCUUUCAGCAGGGCAGUGGAUUUGUCAACACCGCCCAGGCGAACGAUCUCGUCAACGAGUUCAAUCGCCUGAUCUGCCAGUCAAACCCCAAUGCAGCCAUCUCGCUGAACGGGCUCGAGGGCGUCGCCGUCCAUGACCCUUCCGGCACAAUCAUCUUUCAGAACACCUUGACCGAGGUGGCUACUCCGCCAGAUUGCGGAGAGGUCGUUGGGGAUUUCCAGAAGCUGUUGGCUGCAUGUUUCACGAGCCAGGGCAGCUAUGGUGGUGUGUUGAUCGAAACGGCCGGUGGCGGUGCGACGAGUUAUAUCAUCAAGUCGCCAUGA